GGGCCGGCCCGGCGCUCCUUCUGCUUCCGCGCCCAGGCCCCGCAGGCCGAGCUCCUCCCCCGGCUCGGCCUCUGUCCCCUCCCCUGCCCUCUCUCCUCCUCCUCCUCCUCUUCCUCAGUGAGGCGCUCCUCCAGCAGCCAGGCAGCAUGGCGGCUGUGGAGACGCGGGUGUGCGAGACGGACGGCUGCAGCAGCGAGGCCAAGCUCCAGUGUCCCACCUGCAUCAAGCUGGGCAUCCAAGGCUCGUACUUCUGCUCCCAGGAAUGUUUUAAAGGAAGUUGGGCAACUCACAAGUUACUGCAUAAGAAAGCAAAAGAUGAAAAGGCCAAGCGAGAAGUGUCUUCCUGGACUCUAGAAGGUGAUAUUAACACUGAUCCGUGGGCAGGCUAUCGAUAUACUGGUAAACUCAGACCACAUUAUCCACUGAUGCCAACAAGGCCAGUGCCAAGUUAUAUUCAAAGACCAGAUUAUGCUGAUCACCCGUUAGGAAUGUCUGAAUCUGAACAGGCUCUUAAAGGUACUUCUCAAAUUAAAUUACUCUCAUCUGAAGACAUAGAAGGGAUGCGACUUGUAUGUAGGCUUGCUAGGGAAGUAUUGGACAUUGCUGCUGGCAUGAUUAAACCUGGUGUAACUACUGAAGAAAUAGAUCAUGCUGUACACUUAGCAUGUAUUGCAAGAAAUUGUUAUCCCUCUCCCCUGAAUUAUUAUAAUUUCCCAAAGUCUUGUUGUACUUCAGUGAAUGAAGUGAUAUGCCACGGGAUUCCAGACAGACGGCCCUUGCAAGAAGGUGAUAUUGUUAACGUGGACAUCACUCUUUAUCGCAAUGGCUACCAUGGGGACUUGAAUGAGACGUUUUUUGUCGGAGAUGUGGACGAGGGAGCACGGAAACUGGUUCAGACCACGUAUGAGUGCCUGAUGCAAGCCAUUGACGCAGUGAAACCUGGUGUUCGAUACAGAGAAUUGGGAAACAUUAUUCAGAAGCAUGCCCAAGCAAAUGGGUUUUCAGUUGUUCGAAGCUAUUGUGGGCAUGGAAUCCACAAGCUUUUUCAUACAGCCCCUAAUGUACCCCAUUAUGCCAAAAAUAAAGCAGUUGGAGUGAUGAAAGCUGGCCAUGUAUUUACAAUUGAGCCAAUGAUUUGUGAAGGUGGAUGGCAGGAUGAAACCUGGCCAGACGGUUGGACCGCCGUGACGAGAGACGGAAAGCGGUCUGCUCAGUUUGAGCACACCCUGCUGGUCACGGACACUGGCUGUGAAAUCCUGACCCGGCGACUUGAUAGCACGCGGCCUCACUUCAUGUCCCAAUUUUAAUUUCUCCCGAGAUGGCACAUCUCAGUAAUACCUUCUGGCUGUACUAUGCAUUUUAUUGAGAGUACAGAAUGGAAGAGGAGAUUUUUAUUACGUGUUUUGUUUUGACUAUAGAUAAGGAAGACUACAGCAUUGGAUGUGUGUCCUCAAGAACUUGACUUGGGUCUGAAAAAGCUGAGAAGAAUAAAAGAAACAUUCUCAACUCUUUUCAGUAUUCCCCUCUCCCUCCAGAAAUCUCUGCACCCCUGUUUUCUCACUUGGCCUUUGAGCACUUUUUACGUAAACCUGCUUCUAGUUGCUUUUAUCACUGCCACAACUGGGCCAGCAAGAGCCAGCUGCUCUUCAGGUGAAUGUGGAAGAUGAGAAUCCUUGAAACUUUAGCAACAUAUGUUGUUCCAGAUUUUUUUUUAUUAUAUAUGUAUGGAAAUAUAUAUGUAUACAUUUUAAAUUCCAUGUAUGUAAUUCCUGAACACUAUAUGACCUGGGUUUGUGUUAAUUCUGCCCUGCCAGUGCUAUAUGCUGUCAUAAAUGGACCCAUUGUUUGCAGUGAUUUAUUUCCCAGUUGGGAAUUUGGCCUCCCUCCUUCCCCAUGCUACUUAUUUACCCUUGUAAUUGUGUGUAAGGAAGCACUCGGUCAGUGAGACUUCCUCUCCGGUGUGGACUCUGUCAGUGAAUGGUUGUGGCAAAAUUCACUUUGGAAAAGGGUUGUCACGUUUUAAAAACAUCUAGUUUCUGGCAAAAAUAGCCAUGCUUCAUAUGAUAGCUGGCUGUUUCAGAGCAUGAGCGUUUUGUGAUACAUUGCUCUUUCAGACCUCUUUCUGGUCGAAAUGGGAGGGAAAAAGCUCCCUUUCUUCCCCUCUAUUUUAUUUCAAGGGCAAACCUUGGAGAUAUUCAGAGAAGGGUGAACGGUUGCACUGUGGAGGUUGAUGGGAAGAGACAGUUCUGAAAUCUUUUUGGCAGUGAGCAGAGUAAGUCAGGUGGGCUGUUAGCUUCUGACAUUUAGUAAACCUGGUAGUGAUGAGAAAGGAACUUCUUUGAAGAUUGUACUGUUCCCUUGCAGUAGAGAUGCAGCUGUCCGUGGUGUGUUGAAAACACACUUUACCUUGACAUGGUUGGGAACCUCAUUAGAAAUGACCCCAGCUGCCCAAUAUCUUUGUUCCUUUCAGUAGUUCAGUCCAAAUGGAAGUGUAUCCAGGGAACACGUAUCAGAUCAAAGUCGUUGUCAUUGGAGUGUACUUGAUUACUGGGUAUCUGGUAACUUUCUUGUAAGAUAAUUUGAUACCACUGACAUGUUAUAUGAGAACAUCUUUCCCAGAGUGCCUCAGACCUUUAUUGCUUUAAAAGAAUUAUGAUAAUGUUUUCAUUACUUUUAUUAUUUUAAUGAUUUAGUGAAGUGACUGAAUCUGGUAUAGACUUUUGGGGUAUGUGUGUGAAAUUUUUUAUCAAACUGUAAUAUUUGUGAAUGGAAUGCCUUGCAAUAUGAAUGUUAAUAUAAUGUGUAAAGGGAGAUUAAAAGUUUGAACGAUUAUUCCCUCCCCCCCCCCCCCCCCCCCCCCCGUGUAGUUAUUAACUUUGCUGCAUUUGUUUGGGGUUUCAGAGGGAAGUGGCGGGAGUAGGGUGGCUGAUUUCACAAUCUAAAAUAAACUCAUGACCAUUUGAGUGAAGAGUUUUUUGAGUUUAACGGCUACAUAAUUUCAGUACUGUGUUUAGUUCACCAGAGCCUAUCAGCAGUAUUUGAGAUGCAACCAUAGUUUUGAGAGCUUUCAAGACAGAAUGCUGAAUAUUUAGGGAAUCAUUUUAGGUACUGAUGGUAGAAUUAACAGUGUGGGCUUCUUUGAUAUCUAUCAUUAGAAUAUAAGCUUGAGGAAAAAAUAUCUUGAUAGGAUAAUUUUUUUGUAAAAAGGUUAACAUUGGUGAUGAUGCUUUUUUCGGUUUGGUAGAUUUCAAAACAGUAUGGGCUCUAGUCUAAUUGUAUAUAUCUAAUUUAAAAUGUUUAUUAGAUGAGAAAGCUUCACGUUUCAUUAUUCUGCCAACUUUUCAGAGUGUAUUAACUUUUUAUUUUUUGUGUCAACUUAAUUUUUUUAAUGUUUGUUUAUUUUUGAGAGAGAGCAUGAGCUGGGAAGAGCAGAGAGAGGGAGACACAGAAUCCAAAGCAGGGUCCAGGCUCUGAGCUGUCAGCACAGAACCCGAUGCGGGGCUCGAACUCCUGAGCUGUGAGAUCAUGACCUGAGCCGAAGUCGGAUGCCAAACCGAUUGAGCCACCCAGGCACCCCUUGUGUCAGCUUUUAAAGUAAUACAUACAGUUUUUCCUGCCAGUCCUUAAGCCCCCUUGGAAUUAUAAUUUAGAAGCAGGGAAACAUUUGCCUUUAAAUUUUAUGUCUUUUGCUGAUGUAGUCGAUUAAGGUACAUUAGGACCCAUUCACUGACACUUUAAUACCACUUGCCACGGGUCGAAAUUUAAUAGGAGGUUGAGGAAUUUGUCCUCUUACCUUGAUUCUUUUGUCCUAUAACUACUAUUUUUUUCUUUGUGUUUGGUUAAUAUUGCAGGCAUGGUGCUUUACUUUUUGCUAAGGCCCCCAGAAUGCACCCUCAUGGUAUCUGUAAGCUGUUUUUUAAAAAAAAAAAAAAAAAAAAAAAAAAAAGUUUUUUACUUCCAACUUUGCAUUUUGAAAAUUUUCAGAUUUACAAAAAAGUUGAAAGUAUAGUACAAGGAAAUGAUCAUAUACCCCUUAUCUGUAUUCAGCGAUCAUUACUUUGCCACAUCUCUCUCUUAAGCACCUUCCUUUUGAAACAAAUGGCAUCAUACUUCACAUUAUUGCAGCUUGUCUGUUAAGAUGUAAGGACAUUUCUUACAUAGUAAGAACUGUCAUAGUACCACACCCAAGGAAUUUAACAUUGAUACAGAAUUAUCUAAUGUAUAGUAUAUACUCAAAUGUGAGUCUCAAUUUUUUUCCAAAUGUUCUUUAAAGCUUCUCUCUUUUCUAAAUCCAGGAUCUAGACCCAUGCAUUUGGUUGUCCUGUAUCUGUAGUCUUAUUUACUCUAGAACAAUUCUACCUUUUUUAGUGCUUUAUGAAAUUGACACUUAAUAAAGCAGGCCAGUUAGCUUAUAAAUUUCUGUAUUUCUCUGGGAGUUUCUCAUGAGAAAUUUCAAGAUAAAUAUUUUGGCAGAAGACUCUACUGAUGGUAUGUGGUAUGUCUCAUUCGUUGUGUCACAUCACAUCAGGAGACACAAUGUUACUGUCACAUUAUUGCCAAUAUAAGUUUGAUCACUUGCUUUGUCAGAUCUUUCCAUUUUAAGAAUAGUUUUCUUUUCUUUAAAAAAAUUUUUUUUAAUGUUUAUUUUAUUUUUGAGACAGAGAGAGAGCGAGCAUGAAUGGGGGAGGGUCAGAGAGAGGGAGACACAGAAUCUGAGACAGGCCCCAGGCUCUGAGCUGUCAGCACAGAGCCCGACGCGGGGCUCGAACUCACGGACCGCGAGAUCGUGACCUGAGCCGAAGUCGGACGCUUAACCGACCGAGCCACCCAGGCGCCCCUAGAAUAGUUUUCUUUUCUGAAGCAAAUAAUCUGGGAGGAGAUACUUGAAGACCAUUUGGAUAUUCUUUUCACUCAAUGGUAUUAACGUGCACUGAUAAUCCUUGCCAGAAUCCAUUAUUUUAUUACAUUGGUGGCUGCAAAUUGAGACUGAAAUCUAGCAUUCCAUUUACAUUUUAUUAGCUGGCACCCUUUUACAAAGAAGCAUUUUCCCCCCUCCUUUUUUUUACCCACAGUCGUUGAGUGUUGUCAAUGUGGGCUCAUCAAUUCUUAAAAAUUCUAUUUAAUUACUGUAAUUGUCCCAAAUUUGGCCAGCAGAAGCACCUUUAAGCUUAUUCAUGUGUCAUUGUGACCUGCGCCUAUCAGUCUUUGAGCGCUUUCUUUUUGCUGUAGCAAGAUGUUGUAAGUUUAUUGUACAGCUUUCCUGUCUCACACUGGGACAGGCUGUUUCUCCAAGGAGCCCUCGUUCCUUUUCAUGGGGAAUGGUAUUUGGAAAUGAGGAUCUGGGUGCUACUGGGUGUCCUUGUUGCCAGGCACUUUCAGGGAACAGAGCCAGGAAAUGUACUUUUUAUAAAUCAUGAAUUCGUUCUGAUACUUUCAAAUCUAACACUAAUCUUCCUCAUCUUUUUCUGUUUCAUAUUUAUAUCUGCUUUAUCCUAUGGUGAGAACUUUGGUUCUGAACAGCAUUAAUAUUUAUUUGCUGGAUUCUGUAAGACAUGUAAAAUUUAGAAUUACUGUAUCAAAAUCACUACCAACAGUGAACUUAAGUGCAAAAUUUGUGAUUCUUGAAACCUGUCUCACUACGGGAGUAUAGAUUAUUGGUUUGUUACUUGAAGUAAUUUUAUUCCUACUGUAUCCUAAAUUUCGUAAACUGUGAGCUCCUUUUUGACAAUACAGUGCAUCUUGGGGGCAAAAGGUACAGUAAGAGGAAUGGGAAGGAUAGUGAUCUGGGAGUUAGAAGUAUUGGAAAGGUUUCAGAUAGUGUGGUAAGAUUCUGUCUACAUUUGGUGUUUGACCUCUACCAAACUCUGGAGCUAUAAGAGGAGCACAUGAUACCACUUUGUAAUGUAGAUGUGUGGCCCAUUUUCCAGUAGAGAAAAACAUCUGGGCAUUAUUGUCUUAGCAACAGAUUGUUUCACAAUGUAGGCUACAUUUUGCUAAUACCCUAAAAGUUAUUAAUGUGUUGUUUCAUUUUAAAAAUGAACACCCAAGGAAAGGUUAGCUUAGCACAGGCUCCCCCACGUUUGAACCCUGAGGAGCAAGCAGCCUCUGGUGGCAGCCUCUCCUUUACCUCUUCUUCCUUUUGGUGCUAAGUAUGAAAAAGAAAAAUAGCGCUUUGUAUUUGGUUAUUUUGAGAAAAAGAAAGCAGGAAAUAAGGUGGCCUUGGCUGCCUCUCAUCAUUUUGGGGACUGUGGAGGAGCAAAAACACAGCUGUCGGUCUAUAGCGAUUCUGUGGUUAUAUUGCAACAUGUGUCAAUGCUGGGGUCUUAGCAAACUGUGCCAAUAAGUCCAGUGGAGCAGUGAAGAAGGCUUCCUGGAAAGGUAUCAGUGAUAUGUUUGUUACGGCUCAAAGUCUUCUGGUAAUUAUUUUUUACUGAUGUCUAGAACGUUUUUACCAUUGUAAAACUUUUAGUAGAGGCAUCGCUUACAUCUCCUGGAUGCUUAGCCCUUUUCAUGUUACCUCGGCCUCCUCACCUCACCCUCAAGAACAAACGUGCUAAUACUUUUCCAAAACUUGUAGGUACAUUUGUAUUUUCGUGUCAUGAGAAGAGCACAGGACCAACAGUCAGGACCCCAGGGCUCUGAUUUCUCCAGUUUUUUAUUUGGUUGCAAGACUAGGACAAAUCCCUAUACUUAUCUAUGGAGAGACCUAUUUGUGGAAUGAUACCAUUAGCAACUAUUUUAUUCUAUAUAUAAUGUGACUAUAAAGCAAAUUUAUUUCAGUAGUUGGGUCAGGGGUCAACAGAAAAUUCAGGCCGGAAUUUUUACUUUAUUAGUCAAUCUGAUUCUGAGGAAACAAAAUAGCCAAGGAUAAGAACUUUUAGUCUGAAGAUCUAUGUUAGAGAAAGAGCAAUAGAUACUUACUUUAAAGCACAUUUUCACUGUUUAUGUUGCUUAAUAUAUCCUGGUUUAAUAUAUCCAGCUUCAGUCCAUUUUUAAACUGGAGGUAGUUGACUAGCACUCCUUUCUUGAAAGGGGCUUGUGCAAAUUUAUCUCAUCACAAGGAAUUCUGAUAUGAUGUCCACUUUGAUAAAAAUCAGUCCACAUUUUAAAAACCAUCCCACCUACUUAGUGCCCAUAAAGUUCCACCAAAAGAAAUUUGUAUAAUGGAGGACUUUGUAUGGCCCUGUUCACUUUGUAGUUGUUUCUUUAAAGACAUGAUUCCCUUAGUUCUAUGCAUUUAUUAUCUAAAUAUCUCUUUAAAUAUAAUAAAAUGUUCUCCA
Molecule: messenger RNA, 7280 nt
Organism: Neofelis nebulosa (Clouded leopard)
Lineage: Eukaryota; Metazoa; Chordata; Mammalia; Carnivora; Felidae
Gene: METAP1
Product: methionyl aminopeptidase 1
Exons: 11
Coding region: 147-1307 (386 amino acids)
Biological process (GO): proteolysis
Molecular function (GO): metalloaminopeptidase activity
Source: RefSeq, a predicted model, not a curated record